AUGGUUAUCCGAAGUCUCAUUUUGCUCGUAAUCCUAACCAUCGUGAAUCUUCCCUUCAAUCAUGGUCAGACAGAAUCUUCCAAACCUCAAGAUGUCCGAGCUGCGUAUUGGCCUACGUUCAUUGAUUAUCCCGCUUCUAAUAUCGACACGUCGUACUUCUCGCACAUUUACUUUGCAUUUGUUCUUCUCUCUCCGACAACUUACGCACUCGAUAUCACACCAGAUCAAGUCACAAAGCUACUCGAAUUUACCAACGCCAAGAGUGGUUGGAAUCCGCCAGCCAAGACUGUCUUAUCAGUCGGAGGUGGUGGAGGUGAUGACUUAAAGACCACUUUCUCUCGCAUGGCUAGUAAUCAAUAUUCUCGUUCAAGUUUUAUUAAUUCGACUAUUGAAGUCGCCCGAAAAUACCAGUUUGAUGGUAUAGAUCUUGAUUGGGAAUACCCAUCAAGCGAUUCUGAUAUGGCGAAUUUAGGUGUAUUACUUAACGAAUGGCGAGAGGCUAUUGAACAAGAAGCCAAUGUCAACCAAAAACAACGACUCAUACUGACAUCGGCCGUUUAUUAUGCCUCCAGAGUUUACUCCGAUAACGGACCUUUAUUGUACCCGAUCAAAGCGAUAACUCAAUCUGUUGAUUGGAUUAGUCCGAUGUGUUAUGAUUAUCAUGGUUCUUGGGAAGAUUUCACUGGAUUGCAUUCUGCAUUAUACGACCCAGAUAGUGAUCUCAAUACAGAUUUUGGUAUCGGGUCAUGGAUUCAGGCAGGUGUGGCGCCUGAAAAGAUUGUAAUGGGCCUGCCGUUAUAUGGAAAGACAUGGGCACUUGCGGACCCGAAUGUCAACAAUGUCGGGGCCAAAACCAUUGGGACAGGCCCAGGAAGUGGAGAACUGAGGUACUCUGAAGUCAUUGAUUUCAAUAAGAAGAAUAGUGCAGUGGUUGUGUUCGAUGACAAAAGGGUUUCAUAUUAUUCGUAUUCUGGGAAUUCAUGGAUAUCGUAUGAUGAUGUUCCAUCAAUUCAAUCGAAAGUCCGUUAUGCAAAAAAUAAGGCCCUAAGUGGCUAUUUCCUUUGGGCAUUGGGCCAAGAUUUAGAUUGGGCUUUACGAGUGCAGCAUCUGAAACAUGGUUAA
Molecule: messenger RNA, 1122 nt
Organism: Lactuca saligna
Lineage: Eukaryota; Viridiplantae; Streptophyta; Magnoliopsida; Asterales; Asteraceae
Source: the annotation of a GenBank genome assembly